ACAAUGGUGCAAGCUUGUUAUCCCACGGCUUUGGCGUCAACCAUUUUUAUAUGUGAAAAAAGGAAAUCCAAAACUUAUUUCAAUUUUUUUAACUUUUCUAACAGAUAAAAAACGUAAAACUCUCUUAACUAAUGGAAUCAUUCUCUCAUCUUUACCCGAUUGCC
This is a messenger RNA of Racocetra persica, 164 nucleotides long. The record is from the annotation of a GenBank genome assembly. Lineage: Eukaryota; Fungi; Glomeromycota; Glomeromycetes; Diversisporales; Gigasporaceae.